CGUCUCUGGAACUGUACUCCGGCCGGCCUGCCAUGUGGGCCGCCUUGAGGCUUGCCCAGCGGCCCCGCCUCCAUGCCGCUGCCCGCAGGCUGCGCUCCUACCACGGGGAUGCGGUGGCCUCGCUGGCCACCCGGCUGGACUCGGACUCCGCGCUGUACCGGGAGAACUAUGAGCAGAUGAAAGCACUAGUGACUCAACUCCACGAACGCGCCCAGUAUAUUCGACUAGGAGGAAGUGAGAAAGCUCGAGCUCGGCACACAGCAAGAGGAAAACUGCUCCCCAGAGAGAGAAUCGACAAUCUUAUAGACCCAGGGUCUCCCUUUCUGGAAUUGUCCCAAUUUGCAGGGUACCAGUUGUAUGGUAAUGAGGAAGUCCCUGCGGGUGGCAUCAUCACUGGCAUUGGUAGAGUAUCUGGAGUUGAAUGCAUGAUUGUUGCCAAUGAUGCCACUGUCAAGGGAGGCACCUACUAUCCAAUAACUGUGAAAAAGCAUGUCCGGGCACAAGAAAUUGCUCUGCAGAACAGGCUCCCCUGCAUCUACUUGGUUGAUUCAGGAGGAGCCAACUUACCUAGACAAGCAGAUACAUUCCCAGAUCGAGAUCACUUUGGCCGAAUAUUCUACAAUCAGGCAAUUAUGUCUUCUAAAAACAUCACACAGAUAGCGGUGGUCAUGGGCUCCUGUACAGCAGGAGGGGCUUAUGUGCCUGCAAUGGCUGAUGAAAACAUCAUCGUACGCAAGCAGGGUACCAUUUUCUUGGCAGGACCCCCCUUGGUUAAAGCAGCUACUGGUGAAGAGGUGUCUGCGGAGGAUCUUGGUGGUGCUGAUCUUCACUGCAGAAAGUCUGGAGUCACUGACCACUAUGCCUUGGAUGAUCACCAUGCCCUUCACUUAACAAGGAAGGUUGUGAGGAGUCUCAAUUACCACAAGAAACUGGAUGUUACUGUUGAACCUUCUGAAGAGCCAUUAUUUCCUGCUGAUGAGUUGUAUGGAAUCGUUGGGGCAAACCUUAAGAGGAGCUUUGAUGUCCGAGAGGUCAUUGCUAGAAUCGUGGAUGGAAGCAGAUUCAAUGAGUUCAAAGCCUUAUAUGGAGACACAUUAGUUACAGGAUUUGCACGGAUAUUUGGAUAUCCAGUGGGCAUUAUUGGAAAUAAUGGAGUUCUCUUUUCUGAAUCUGCAAAAAAGGGUGCUCACUUCAUCCAGUUGUGUUGCCAAAGAAAUACUCCUCUGCUGUUCCUUCAGAACAUCACUGGAUUCAUGGUCGGGAAAGAAUAUGAAGCCGAAGGAAUUGCCAAGGAUGGGGCCAAGAUGGUGGCUGCUGUGGCUUGUGCCAAAGUGCCUAAGAUCACCGUCAUCAUUGGGGGAUCCUAUGGGGCUGGAAACUAUGGGAUGUGCGGCAGAGCAUAUAGCCCAAGAUUUCUGUACAUGUGGCCAAAUGCUCGUAUCUCAGUGAUGGGAGGAGAGCAAGCAGCCACUGUGUUAGCCACAGUAACAAGGGACAUAAAAGCCCGGGAGGGGAAGCAGUUCUCCAGUGCUGAAGAAGCAAACCUAAAAGAGCCUAUCAUUAAGAGAUUUGAAGAGGAAGGAAACCCUUAUUAUUCUAGUGCCAGGCUGUGGGAUGAUGGCAUUAUUGAUCCAGUGGAUACUAGACUGGUCCUGGGUCUCAGUAUUAGUGCAGCCCUCAACGCACCAAUCCAGAAGACUGACUUUGGAAUCAUGAGAAUGUAACCAUAUUAUAAAAUGUGUUCUGUUGAACAGGUGCCAAAUAUUUAAACCACAUUUUUUUGCCUUAAAAUUUUAAAUCUUUAAAUAAGCGGCUGUUACACUAA
Messenger RNA from Dipodomys ordii (Ord's kangaroo rat), 1825 nucleotides. It is a transcript of the gene Mccc2, whose product is annotated as methylcrotonoyl-CoA carboxylase 2 (beta). The transcript is spliced from 17 exons. NCBI's taxonomy places the organism in Eukaryota, Metazoa, Chordata, Mammalia, Rodentia, Heteromyidae. Gene Ontology annotation, cellular component: mitochondrion; methylcrotonoyl-CoA carboxylase complex. Gene Ontology annotation, molecular function: methylcrotonoyl-CoA carboxylase activity. The record is from RefSeq and is a predicted model, not a curated record. Gene Ontology annotation, biological process: L-leucine catabolic process. The coding region runs from base 33 to 1724 and encodes 563 amino acids.